UGAUCCAUUCCCCCAUCGAUAAACGACGAUGACAGCCCCCACGUGACCGCUUAUCGGACCGGUUGCCGCGCCGACUAUCGGGAUGUUGACGAUCAAUUCUACAGCGACAUUCAGGCACGCUCAGCUCUCGCAUGACGCUUCUCGGACACUUUUCUCCUCUGACAUUCCAUUGUUCCAUGGUUCCGUCCUUUGUUCCUACAUGCCAUCCCCAUACUUCAAUUCCUACCCCAACAUUCUUUUCCCUUAAGGUUAUUGCGCCUACUAUCACUCGUCUCCCCGCUUUCUCGCGUGGGUGGAUGCGUCAGUAAUUAUUAAGUCGAAGAUUCUUCCUUCGCGACAAUGGGGGAGUCGUCGCCUCCAUUCCUUUACGGCACCCCUUCAGCUUAUAGUUUCCGUGGACCGAAUGACCGUCCUUUCAACCCAAAGGCUGUGACACAGGCGAGCUGGACUCGUCCACCGUCAAAGCCCAAGCCAAAAGGACCGCUGGUUAACUUUAACAGGCACCCGGACUCCUACUGCAACAUCCCAGAUGGCAAGUCCAAGUGGACUCCAAUGAGCCCUAAGACCAAGAAUAGGGUGAUCUACGGGCGAAAGGCACAGCUCGGUUUGCGCACUGUACAGCUGAUCGGAGCCCUUGGAUCGUUGUUCUGCGCUAUUGUUAUCAAGAAUGCUGCAGCAACUGUAAUAUGGAUUGUACGGGUCGGACCAUCUGUAGCAAUUUUGCACACUCUUUAUGGUAUCUAUCAUGUCUUUCGCCCUAUCACAAGACCUCCAGGCUCCCAAGCCAGCUACAUGUUAUUUUCCGGAACCUUCGACUUUGGCUUGAUCCCUUUCUACAUAUUCGCGGCAUACUUGGGCUUCAACCAAUACACUGACAAUUCAUACCAUUGGAGUACUUUGCUCAGUUCGGACUUGGAGAUCACGACAAAAAUCGCCCAAGCCACGUUUCUGUUGAGUGUAAUUAAUGGGGGACUGCAUGCGAUUUCUCUGGGAAUUUCAAUUUUCCUAGGUAUCAUAUUCCGCAAAAUCAGCCGUCUCCCUCCGGAUCUAAACCCAUUGGAGGACAAUUUGACAGCCCGUCCCCACAAGCGAAACAAGUCUGAGAUCACCAAGAAGCAUGCUAGUAGCUCCACUUUGGACUCCACCAUGUCGGGGGAGACUCUUGUUGGUGCUCCUCGCACUAUAUCUUUUUUUCAUACUCGCGCUAAAGCAUCGGAGGGUGGUUCGAGUAAUUUCUCCUCAGACACGAGGGAGAACAGAUUAUCUCAAAUGACCAUGGCUUAUGACCAUACGCCACACGACGAACAUCCUAUGCCGCAGAUGCCUUUCGCUCAGCAGGCAGACACUGCAGAGCACAUGAUGUAUCAGCUCCCUGACCAAGACGAAGAUGUUUUCGCGAGGCCGACAACCAGAAUUUCAUACAACACGCCAGUACGAGAACCGUCUCCAGAUGUACCAAGUCGAUCUCAGUGUGUGAGCCCAGCUUCAGAAAACUGGAUUGCGUACCCAUCACGGUCUGCUUCCCCCGUGGAAGGACAGAAUGAAAACCUGUUGCAUCGCGAGCCUUCUUCCGCGUACAGUAGAACUACCGACACUCCAGCCUCCACGAACAAUGGGCCUCUGGAUUGGUUUAACAGUCAGCGCAUUGGAUGGGAACUCGAAGAGACCAUCCGGGAGGAUGUACGUGGUGAAUAUGAAUCUAUUCCGAUCCAGGAAUAUUAUGGACACGAUGAUGAAAACCAUUAUCAUCCUCAACAAAACGGGCUUUACGACAAUGCUGAACAGGAUAUUGGGGAUCAUCGCAUUCAUAUUUUCCAGGACCAGGAAGAGCGUAGAGAAUCUUCCGAUUCGCUUCGCGUCAAUCCGUUGGCACUAAACCCACCCACUCCCCAGCCUCCUUUCGAUGAAACACCUGCAGAUACAACCCACAGUGGCCGUAUGGCACUUGUGGACAUUCCUAAUCUCUCCCCUAACCCACCAGCCGCAGCACCUCCCGUUGUGAGCCCGGAAAAGAAUGGUCGAUUCUAUGGCGAACUUGAAAGCACGACUGGACUUAGUAUCCCUCGAAAUGUCAGCAAUCGCGAUGAGGGUACGCAUGGCUUAGGAAGGAAGAAGAGCAAACUUAUGAAACGCAGAAGCCAGAAGAUGGACACCUACGGCGCUCUAAAGCAGAAUGACGACGCGAUUACUGAUAAUGAAGACGGGCUUACGGUCCCCACUAAGAGUCGUAUGACAGCCGACGGCGACCGUAAGGGUCGUGUCGUCAGCAACUCUGGGGCUGAUGUCAGCCGUAACAUGGGCAGUGGAUCGUCCCUGUCAUACGGAAACUACAUCGCGGGGCUUGGAGUCGGAAGAAGACGAGAUGUCAGUGGGAAGAUUGCAGAGGAAGGUCGAGGUGGCAUGACCAAGCCCGCAGGCGAGAAACCAGCCACCCGAGCUGCUGGAUGGGCUCGCUUUGCUGGCCUGUAGGGUUUUAAUCUCCUGGCGUUUCUGAAGCAAGAAAGAGCUCUUGUUCAGUCUUGAGCUACAUUGCAAUUUGGUAAUCUGUUUGGUCAUGAUGGAAUUUCUUUUACGAUGUUUGAUGGAUGUUUAUGGUAUGAUACUCCCUUGAUUCAUGUAUGUAGUAACGUAAAUCUCGCACGAAUUCAGAAGAACAUUGAACAAUUAUGCAGUGGCCAUUGAUAUGACCCCAUCAUAG
Messenger RNA from Aspergillus alliaceus, 2698 nucleotides. RefSeq lists its product as uncharacterized. The transcript has 3 exons. The record is from RefSeq and is a predicted model, not a curated record. The coding region runs from base 340 to 2469 and encodes 709 amino acids. NCBI's taxonomy places the organism in Eukaryota, Fungi, Ascomycota, Eurotiomycetes, Eurotiales, Aspergillaceae.